UCAUAUUUUAUAUGUCUAUGCUUUGAACUAGUGCAACUAAUUCAGCUAAAGGGAAUUGAUGAUUCUUUUGUGUUUUUUUGGAAUUUAGCUAGCCUAAAGUGUUCUUUUUUGUUUACAAUGAAUGUUCUUAACCUUCAUUGAUGAUGAUCAAUAUAUGUUCGAAAUUGUAAAAUAUUUAUCGAAUAUAUUGUUAAAAGUUUGGCUAUUGGAAUAAAUAUAGGUAGCAGAGACAUUCUUAAAAAAGUUAUGCAAAAUAAGUUAUAUUUUGUUAGCACAUGUUGAUGAAGAUUCUAAAAGAGAUACUGUAAGAAGAUUAUAUUCACAAAUGCUAUUCUUGGUAAAUGUGAUUACAAUCAUUACAAGACAUAGAGCUAUUAUUUUGGAGAAAAUCUAGACUUAUGGAAAUUAUGUAAUCUCGAGUGAAAUAAAUUGUAUCCGGAGCAUUUUUCUGUUAAUUCAAAACAUAUAACCUCAUUAAUAUCAAAUAUGUUAGCUUCUAGAAAACUAAUGCUAACAUCUAAGGGACCUCAAGAACAAUGGAUCACAUCCAGGAAGCCAGUAAAAGGUUGUUAUUGUUAUUCUGAAAUGAACAAGAUGCAUGUAAAAUCGCCGAGAAAUCAGCACAAGUCUGCAUCAUGUCCCUAUCAUUGUAAGAGUGAAUUCAAAUUCAGAUCUAUUAGAGAAAUUGAUGACAAAGUAACAUUACCUUCAUCAAGCUGUGAAAUAUUCAAAAGAAUUCAAAAAAUUAACUAUACGCCUAGAUCUCAAUUCCUUCAUAAUAUACAAAGCAAGAUCUGUGAGUUACGAGAUCAAGGAGAUCAUUUAUGGACAUGUCCUCAAUCAUCCAAUUAUCACCGAUCUUUAACAAGUGCCAGAAUGCAGAAUACCUUUAGUGAUGAGAAAAUAAUAUUGCAGAAUGAAUGCAAGUGUGUGGAUGAGAAACAAAAAACUUCAAUAUCUCCGACUGUAUCUACAAACUCGAUAGCGAACGAACAAAACAGAUCUAAGCGUGAUGAUGUCGACGUUUGUACUUUGAAUAAAAAAACUCAAGUAUCUCCGCGAAAAUUAUCAAAAUCAACACGAAAAACUAUUAAAUUCAGGAAACAGAUAUUAGACUCAAGUGAAAAAUACAAAUCGAAGUCAUCAAUGCAAAGUAAAAAAACAACACAGUUGUGCAAGCAAGAUUGUUCCUACUGCAGAAGCGAACUGAAUAAAAAAAUCGACGAUAAUAAAUGUGAGAAUGCAGAAAAACAGAAUUUAUUGGAGCAGAGAGACAGAUAUUUGAGACAUGAAAAUGAUUCCGCAAUUGAAGAUUUCAUGGAUAGGGAAAUAGAAGAUAUGAGAAAAUUCCGACAGCAAAAUUAUUUUGAGACGCAUAGCUCGAAUCACACUUUAACGUCGUCCAAAUCGAAAUUAUUGCAACAAUAUCUGUUGAAUGAGCGGUUAUUUCCAGAACCAAUGGACAAGAUUCAAAGGCAGAAUUUAAUGGUGACGAUAUCACCAUGUACAACAACUCAAAGGAAGCGUGUCCAUUACUUUCCCAGAUAUGUGGUGCAACAAGAGAAAAGUGCCUAUAAUACUAAUUAUAUACGCAAACGAUGCCAAAGCUGUCCUCUUAUCGGACACGCUGUUGAUCUCGGAAUCCUGAAAACCAGACCGCCAUUAAAUAGCUUAGCACUUAAGUACCAAAAAAGAGCUCUUUGACAAAGCCGAAAUAAUAUAAGAUGUUUUCAAACUUCGAUUUUUAUUAUGUAUUCUGGAUCUAUACAGAACAAGAUGAUUUUUUUUCGAAGAUUUAUAAAUGAAAAUUUUAACAU
Molecule: messenger RNA, 1817 nt
Organism: Pogonomyrmex barbatus (red harvester ant)
Lineage: Eukaryota; Metazoa; Arthropoda; Insecta; Hymenoptera; Formicidae
Source: RefSeq, a predicted model, not a curated record